This is a messenger RNA of Corylus avellana, 689 nucleotides long. The record is from RefSeq and is a predicted model, not a curated record. Lineage: Eukaryota; Viridiplantae; Streptophyta; Magnoliopsida; Fagales; Betulaceae.
CUUUUCUGACCUACCCAUUAUCCAAAAUUAGAGGAAUAGAAAAUAGAGAAUAUGAGAGAAGACUGCUUGGUGGGUGUCGCAGCGCCACUCCACCACCGCCCUUGCAUUUCCAAUGGCUCAUUCAUGCCAAAAUUUCGAUGGUAACAAAGUGGGAAAAAGAGGUUCAAGAAGAAGAAGAAGUGGAAGAAAAUGAAAGACAAGAAAAUGGAGACAACCAUCACCCCCACCACCAUCACCACCAUCAUCACAUCCUUCUCAACCGACUCCAACAACAUCAUCGGCCUUCUAUUGUAUCCUAUCGGAUGAACAUAUCGAUGCCUGACGCUGCGUCUACUGAGAUGAGGGAUGAUAUGUGGUCUUGCCUUGUUGUGCUCGUCACCUUUUGGUUCUUCGCAGCAUCCAUGACUCUGAUUUUCGGUUUUUAUGGAUCUGUGAAUACACACUUGGGACCGAAUUGCUCACGCCUAAUACAAACUAACCCUUUCUUUGUGCAGUCUAUUCAGGCUGAGGAAAUGGUUGAACCAAAACGUGGGCCAAUUCUAUAUGGGUUUUAUGAACCUCCUCCCCUGGAUGUUGAGAUCACCUGGACUGAAACACUUAAUGCAAUUGUACCGGCCAUUUUCCGCAAGGCACAUUCCCACUACCUAUACUUUCUCUUUCUUAAUCCUUUUUUUGCAUUGUUUUAUUGA